Messenger RNA from Caenorhabditis auriculariae, 2328 nucleotides. Lineage: Eukaryota; Metazoa; Nematoda; Chromadorea; Rhabditida; Rhabditidae. The record is from the annotation of a GenBank genome assembly.
AUGCGGCUCCUCGUAACGGCUUCAGUUGCGCUCCUGGCGGUAUCUUUUUUUUUUGAAAGAUUCAAAUUUGAAGUUACAGACGCUCGCCUCGGCUCAGGAUUGUACCUCGCCCCAGGGCACUCGCCAGGCCUUCGGAAACUUCCUUCAAUGUAUCAAGGAAGGUUUGGACCGCGACUACGGCACUUACGAGGACGAAAUCCGGGAACAUUCCAAGUAAGUAACUUUUUUUUUUCUCAAGAAGUGAUCGUUACAAAAAAAUAAAUAGAAAUUUGAAGCGAUGUGUUCGAUUACUUUAAAGAAAUGUUCGUUUACUAACAAUAAAAAACUGUUUAUCGCCCCGAGAAUUUUAGGAAAUUUACCUCUCCUCUUUAGUAGUUACUUGCGGAGCUUCGGAACCAACUUUUCCAUCUUUUUCAAGACCGCCAUGGUUAAAAACCGACCAAAAACCUUCCUGGAAACAAUGUAGUCUCAAAGAACAACAAACAUUGUUGUAAUGUUCUCGAAAACCUGAAUGACCAACCUUUUUCGUAGCCCGUUGUAGCCAAAUUCGACAAAGUUGCGUCAAGUUCUUGCAAAAGAUGAGAAUUUGAGAAGAGAGCGAAAGAUUAUUCAUUUCUGGAACUUCUGAUGUUCUUUAAGACUAUUAGAAGCAGAAAAAGACACACUUAUGAUAAAAACGCGAAGCGUGCUCCCGACUUAAAACGACUUUCGCAAGACUAUUUCAAACAAAAUUUCCAGGAAAGCCGCCGCGACCUGCUUUGCCAGCUCGAUCGAAGAAGGAAACAGCAAAGAUCGUUGCGUUCUUUCGGUUAGCGACCUCAACCAGGUCGCCUGGGAUCGUCACGGACCUCUCAGAGACUGCAGCAUCUGCAGAACCGUCCGUUUUACCAAAAAGUCCUUGAAAUCUUGAUGAAUAUCGUUCAGUUCGCUUCUGGAGCCAUCAAGGCGAUCAAGUCCACUCCAGCCGAAGACCAGAAGUGCAUACGAACUGAGAUCAGCAAAGGUAAAUAGAAAAUUUUCCUUUCUCACAAAAUCUUUCUUUCUUCAGCCAUUUCUCGUGAGGCUUCUUACUGCCUCCAGAAGAAGAUUCCGAACUUUGCCGGUGUCCCAGAAAUUCCUGACCUCGAGGAAGGAUCCUUCCAGUUCAAGGACUCUGUGUAAGGCUUUUAUCGAAGAUAUGAGUAUUAUGAGGUUCUUUUGAAGCAUCUCCUCGAUCUCGGACCACAUUCUCAUCCAAUCGCGCCUCUCUUUCUGCGGUGAGCGCAAGCCGGCCAGAGCUUCUACCACCAGAAACUGUCUUUCCAACCCGUUUGUCGGAUAUCUCGAUGGCCACUGCAAGGGUUCGUUUUCAAAAAACGCAUUUUGAAAAGUAUUCGAAAAUAUAAUCUAGAACGAUUUUCAUAUAAAAUUUCAAAAUUGAAAGCGUUUUUGUCGAGCGAGGCAAUCGUUUUUUUCUGAAGUGAACUUGUUUUUAGUGAAAAAAAUAUUGCAAGAAUAACCCGAUUAAAAUUUUUUAUAUUGGCCACAGAUUUUCAGGAAAUUGUGCAAAACUCAGAAAGUACUUAUCACUUCUUUUUUUUCAAAACUACAAUGCUCCAACUCCAAUUUCAGUGCUGGCCAACUGCGACUCCCGCCUCGCCGUCGGAUCCUGUGCUCAGACGAUUCCCGCGACUCGCCAGGCGACCUGCGAAUGCAUAACCGAGGCUCGCGACGACCUCAAGCACCGCAUCGCCUCUAUCUCCAACGUCUUCCAAGACGUAACGUCCACCUCGAGAUUCUUCCAAAAACAGAGCCCUUUUCAGCUGCUUUCCGGCAACCGAGGCGUCGCCAUCGGUUCUGCCAACAAGGUCGAUAUUUGCGUCUCGCAGAUCAAGAAGCAGAUGUGAGUUCCGAUAAAAAGAAUGGCUAGGAAGUAUGAUGUUCAGGGUGACUCCAGUCAAUGACUGGGUUACUGUCAUCGACUCGGCUCUUUCUACCUGCAUCCGUAACAAGCCAGCCGGUCAGAACCUUGCCAUGGAGGCUCUUCUCAACGUUGGAUGCCGCAAGGUGAGAUCAAAAUGGAAUUAUCCUGAGAAAAUGGAUUUUGUUUACUUUCGGAAUAUCCAACCAGGAUCUUGUGAACGAUACUAAGAAACUAAAGAUUUCUCAAAUUUGGAAAUUAAAGAAAAAGAUUCUUGAUAACAAAAUGCUCUCCAGGUGAUCGCUGACACGACCGGAUCCGCGACUUCCCAACUCAAGACCGGCUUCGAUUUCGUCAACAAUUUGAUCGACGCGAUGGUCCAACGCAGUGGACGUUUCUGCGGCGGAUCUCACUGUCUCCGCGGCUAA